GAGUUAAAUGAAGCAAACAAGUUGAGGAAGCAAAUGGAAGAGCAACUGGAAGAAUCAGAAAGUAUCAAACAAAAAGUAAUAAAAGAAGCGGAGAAGCGGAAUGAAGAACUGAUCAAUGAGUUAGCGAAAGAACGGCAAACAAUUGAUGAUUUGAAGAAAGAGCUUGGGAAUGAACUUAAAUCAGCCAGUAUCCAAAUAGCAUUCUUGAAAGAAAACAGUGAAAAAGCUUUGAAGGAGAAAGAUGUCCUGCUGGGGGAGAAGAAUGCCGAGCUGGAAAUUUUGAAGCAGCAAUUCAACGAAUUGAACGAAAAUCACAACGAUAUCUUGCACGCCGCUCAUCUUACGGAGAGUCUGAUUGUUUAUAUGGUCGUGAAGACAUUCAUUGUUUAUAUUGAAGGCUCUGGUUGUUUAUACGUCUUUUGUUUCAUCGCUAUUUCUAUUACAGAAUUGUAG
Messenger RNA from Gongylonema pulchrum, 453 nucleotides. The record is from the annotation of a GenBank genome assembly. NCBI's taxonomy places the organism in Eukaryota, Metazoa, Nematoda, Chromadorea, Rhabditida, Gongylonematidae.